GGCUCCUACAGCUAUGGACUGGGCGAAUUCACUGAACCAAUCCAGGCUCAACUCUUCUACUCCAGCCUCUUCUUUCUCUUCAUCCAUGUCUGACUCUUCAUACACCUUCUCCUCCUCCUGCUGCAACUCUUCUCACCCCGUCUUCUCCACCUCCCCGUUCUCUGCCCCUUCCUUUUCUGGCCUGGAGCUCCUGUCCGACCUGAAGCCCAUCUUCAUUCCUCUCUACUCUGUCGUGGUGCUGGUCGCCUGCUCCAGCAACCUCCUCCUGCUCUUUCUCAUCUGGUACAACAAGAAAAGACACAACACCACAAACUUCCUCAUCAGCAAUCUGGCACUGGUCGACCUGGUCAUGUGCAUUUUCUGCAUCCCUGUGACUGCAUCUUAUGCUUUUGACCAACGUGGCUGGGUGUUUGGUCCCCACAUGUGUCAUUUUGUCACUGUCAUGCAGUCUGCAGCUGUCUAUGCAGCGGUCCUGUCCCUCAUGGCCAUCGCGGUGGAUAGAUACGUGGUUGUGGCUUAUCCCAUUCGCAAAAGAGCAGGUUGCCAGUUCUGCUGGGGUCUGGUGGUCCUGAUCUGGCUGUCCUCUCUGGCUUUAUCUACACCUACGGCACUUCACACCGUCCACCUUGACCUGCGGGCAGCGGGGCUGCAGAUGACAGUGUGUGAGGAGUUCUGGGAUGGCCAGGAGCGAGGCCGCCUCAUCUACUCUUGUUUCAUUCUAUUCUUCUCCUACUUUCUUCCACUGGCUGCUGUCUCCAUUUCCUACUGUGCUAUAACCCAUCAUCUGAAGCAGAGGACCAUGUCAGGCUUGACGGCGUGUGAGGAGUUGAGAUCCGCAAGGGCUGCAUGGAGCAGACGGAGGAGGAAGACCUUCUACCUGCUGCUGGUGUCUGUCCUCUGUUUUGCCUUCUCGUGGCUUCCCUUACAGGUGGUGAAUCUGAUCCGGGACCUGGACACAGACUUCUCUAUCUUAGGGAAGAAUUACGUGAACACCAUCCAGGUGUCAACUCACCUGCUCGCCAUGAGCUCCGCCUGCUACAACCCUUUUAUUUACGCCUCAUUGCAUGACAAGUUCCUGUCCUACCUGUGCCGCAACUUCCUGUCCCGAAGGAGAAGAAAAGGAAAGGACGGGGGUCAAUUGUCAAGCAUCCUGACAAUGUCACACAGAGUGCAGCGCCUUCCCACCUCCACGACUAUGGCAGAUUGAUCAGGUGCUGUUGUAAAUAACGGCAUACCUCAAGUAGGAUGGCUUGUCAUCACCCGCUUUACACGUUGUUUCGCUUGAAUACUCACAAGAAUGAUAUCUGCUGGUGUAUUCCAGGGUUACUUCUCCACUCCAAAUUGAAUCUGAAUAUUGUCAGUCUUCAUACUGACAAGCAAAUUGACUAGGCUAUAAAGAAAUUCCAUUUACAGCACACCCAAACUUACUAAAAACUCACCAAGCAAAAGCGACGCUUUCAUAAAGUAGCCACGGUUUGUACAGCAUAGCACAGUCACAAACAAAUACGCUCGCCGUCUCUUUGACCGAAUUUCUACAAGUGUAAAAAUGUUAGCCUGUUUUGAAUUAAAAGAUAUACAGUAUGAGUGUAAUGAUUUAUAUUUUAACAAAUGUAUAGGCUACUGAAAGUCUAUUUAGCUUUGAAAAUAUGCCACUGUGGUUUUAAAAAUAUACACAAUCAAUUACAGAGCGUGCUGUUCUAAUCUAAAUGUUUAGUUGCCAUUCUUGUCCACUUUAACUGAUAGUGUAUUAGGGUAAUUGUGUGUAUUACAUGUGUUUUCUAUUCCAUUUUGUUGAAUGUCAUUGUUUAAACAGGGUUAUUUAAAGCAACGUUCCCACUUCAUUCAUUUGUUGGUCGUGUGAUAUAACAGGAACAUGAAGCGUUUCUGUGAUAUUGAAAGAAUUAUAUAUUUGUCAUUCACUUUGGUAUUGAGCCACUUCUGCCUUCACUGACAUUUGAUGAACAAAACGCAGCAAAAUCUGCAGCUGUUUAAAUAUCAACCUCUACACGGUGAGAAAAAAAAGCAUUGUUCAUUGUAAAACAGUAAAGAGUGAAUACAUGUUAAAUAGCAUUUUAUGAAUAGAGAAAUAAAAGGUUUACAACUUCAUUGGGCCAUGAUCUGACUUCCAAGUAAAUGCAAAUGAUGAGUUAACUUGUGGUGAAUUUCUUUUACAGAAUGUGUUUGUUUAAAUAUUGUUCAAGUUGUACCACUUGAAUCACUUGUAGGCCUAUUACUGAUUGGGCUUUGACAGCUCAGAGCAUUUCUGCUGGAAGAUAAGUCACUUUACCUGAAAACAACCAUUCGAGUGAGUAAUGCACCAUUGCAGGAGUUCUCAGAAUUUUCCAACCCGCCACCUUGUUUGUAAG
This is a messenger RNA of Etheostoma spectabile (orangethroat darter), 2366 nucleotides long. It is a transcript of the gene prlh2r, whose product is annotated as prolactin releasing hormone 2 receptor. Gene Ontology annotation, molecular function: neuropeptide Y receptor activity; neuropeptide binding. The record is from RefSeq and is a predicted model, not a curated record. Gene Ontology annotation, biological process: G protein-coupled receptor signaling pathway. The coding region runs from base 14 to 1207 and encodes 397 amino acids. The transcript has 2 exons. NCBI's taxonomy places the organism in Eukaryota, Metazoa, Chordata, Actinopteri, Perciformes, Percidae. Gene Ontology annotation, cellular component: plasma membrane; neuron projection.